GGACGGAAAGAAAGGAUAUUGAGCCAUCUAUCACAGUGUGAGCGCAACCACAUCUCCUCUGUGCAUAGACUUCCCCUUUAUUGAUGAGAAGAAGAGGGAGAGUCUGAAUUCAGCACCCAACUAGAAUCCAUUGAGAUACAAAGAGAUUCCCCGCCGAAGCCAUUGGCAGGAGGACAGGGUUGUCCAUAGCACAGACUUAGGGAUGAGGACAUGGAGCGUUCAGUGGAGACCUCAUUAGUCCCCUGCGGAAAGGACAAGUAUAUUUCCAAGAGCGACUUGCUGUCUCAUUUGAAGACUUACAAUUUGUAUUAUGAAGGACAGAACCUACAGCUGAGACACAGAGAGGAAGAAGAGGAGCUGAUUGUGGAGGGGCUGCUUAACAUUUUCUGGGGUCUCAGACGCCCCAUUCGCCUUCAGAUGCAAGAUGAUAAUGAGAGGAUUCGACCACCUCCCUCGUCCACGUCGUGGCACUCUGGGUGCAAUCUGGUUUCCCAGUGCCAAGUUGCCAAGCCAGCCACUGUCCCCGACAUUCAGAUAACAGAUACCGAUUCCGAGGAGCCUCCAUGCGCAGAAGAAGAAGAAGAUGUGAAGCCAUCGCAGGAUGAUACCCCUCAGCUGAUGCGCACCCGCAGUGAUGUUGGCGUACGGCGGCGGGGGAACCUGCGCACCCCAGGAGAGCAGAGGCGGAUCAAACGCCAUAGGUUCUCCAUCAACGGGCACUUCUACAACCACAAGACCUCCGUGUUUACCCCAGCGUAUGGCUCAAUAACCAACGUAAGGAUUAACAGCACCAUGUCCACUCCCCAGGUCCUGAAACUCCUACUCAACAAAUUUAAGAUCGAGAAUUCCCCUGAUGAGUUUGCCCUGUACUUGGUCCACACCAGUGGAGAGAAGAGGAAGCUAAAGGACACAGACUAUCCUUUGAUUGCCCGGAUUCUGCAGGGACCCUGUGAGCAGGUGUCAAAGGUUUUCCUCAUGGAUAAGGAUCAAGUAGAAGAAAUUACCUAUGAUGUGGCGCAGUAUAUAAAGUUUGAGAUGCCUGUUCUGAAUAGUUUUAUCCAAAAGCUAAAGGAGGAGGAGGACAGAGAGAUCAACAAAUUAAUGAUGAGGUACACAUCCCUGCGUAUAUUUAUUGAGCAGCGUUUACACGACAUGGCCAGCUGCCCAGCCACAAUGUAGAAUGCAUGUUUUCUAAGUCUUCUGAUACUUUGAAGUCCAGCUCCUAUGAGGCCGGAUAUCGUCCCUCCGGAAUGAGUCCUAAAGAGGACACGGGGAAAAGGAUCUGCAUCUCGAAUUAAAGCACAUUUAGCUUAAUCUCUCGUCUCUGAGAGAUGUGUUUGCACUGCAUAACGAAGCGUCCAGUAAUACAUUCCAUCCUGACACGGUAUUCUAGGGAAGACGGUCCACCCUUAGUCUGUAACAAUGGGCAUCGUCUGUUUCAUUGUGACAGCCAGUUUGGAACUAAUCCCUUUCAUUGCUUACAUUGGAACAAUGGGGCCAUAAAGCUUUGUUUAUUAGCCUUAAAGCGAUGGACGCUUUAAAAACCCGGGGUAGAAAGGUGUUUUUGUUUGUGGCACCAAAACCAACUUUUUUGGCACCAAUGAUUGUGAUUGUGGUAAAAUCCUAAAUUUCCAAGGGAAAGCACAAAACGUAAGCUUGUUUGUCAGGGGUAAAUAGGUGGGUUUGUGGGACAAGUCAAGCCAAACAGUAUUAAUCUUUCUGGAAAAACACUGGGAAAUUUAAGGAAGUAUUACCCCUUUAUAUGCACCUCUUACCCAUUCACUCACCAAUCGGCAUUGAUUAGUUUUUGCUCCUCUAUGAUAGUGAAAGGGUUAACUAUAUCCGAUGGAGGGAUAAGAUGACCAAAAACAUUUUGGUUUAUUUAGCCAAGGGCUUUAAAAAAUAUUGUCCUUUUUCUCCAUAGCUUUGGCUACUUUAUGUGUUUUUGUAACAUUGCUAUACCACAUGUGCUGAGCUUCUGAAUCCUGUGUAAUGUUUUGUGUAUUUUUUUUUUCUAACAAAUGUGAAUUUGGCAGAAGGAGAUAUUUGCCCAUUUCCCUGUGAAUAAAGCACUUUGCAGUAA
Molecule: messenger RNA, 2083 nt
Organism: Spea bombifrons (plains spadefoot toad)
Lineage: Eukaryota; Metazoa; Chordata; Amphibia; Anura; Pelobatidae
Gene: RASSF2
Product: Ras association domain family member 2
Exons: 11
Coding region: 211-1179 (322 amino acids)
Biological process (GO): positive regulation of JNK cascade; positive regulation of protein kinase activity; regulation of non-canonical NF-kappaB signal transduction
Cellular component (GO): cytoplasm; nucleus
Source: RefSeq, a predicted model, not a curated record